AUGGAUCAAACAAACUCGUCAUCUCCAACAAUUUCAGGUUGUGGAUCUGAAAUUAAUGGAAUUCUUCCAGAGAUGUUUAAGGUUUUAUUAGAACAACAACAAUUUAAUCUUCAACAAAAUCAGGUUGGACAUAAAAUAUCAAAUCAUCAUUUGGAUUCUGAAACAAAUCCAUUAAUGCAAUCAGUAAUUCAGUACAAUGCUCAUAUGAAUUUAUUAAAUGAAUUUAAAAAUAACAAUCAAGUGAAGCAAGAAUUUGAUGCUUCUGAUAUUAAUAAUACUAUAUUAGGAUGGCAAUUAAAUAAACAUAAUAACCAUCAUAAUGAUAGUAUAUAUCAACAAUUGUUAAAUAAACUUAAUUUAAAUAAUAUAUCUUCAAAACAAGAUAUUGGUGUUUUGAAUAAUGCACUUAUUUCUGGUAUGCAAAAUCGUGGCGCAACUGAUAAUGAAAAUGUUACUUUAAAUUCUAUAUUAAAUAAUAUUGAGCAAAAUUCAUUUAAUGCUGCUCAAAUAUUAGAUCAAUUAGCUUUACUUGGAGUUACAACACCAACAUCAGUAAAAGGAUCUUCAUUUAGUGAUAAACAAUUGAAAUCUUCAAUAUCACCAUUUUCUGUGUCUUCCCAAACUUCUAAUAAUAAUUCUUUAUAUGAUAUUAAUGGACAAUUUCAAAUAAGACGAGAUCAUCAAAGAUCAAAUACUGUAUCAUCAAAGUCAAAGGAUACAUAUUGUGAAUAUUGUCAAAAAUAUUUCUGCAAUAGAUAUUUUUUAAAGAUUCAUAAACUUAGAAGACACAAAAUUAAUGAUGAUGAUACACCAAUAAAAAAAUAUUCUAUUGAUUAUAAUGGUUGUAAAAAAGAUUCAUCAUCAGAAAUUAGUAUUCAAGAAGUAUUGGUAAAAGAACUCCGUGCAAUGGCUCAAGAGAAAGCUAAUAAAUUUUCAAUUGAUGGUGAGAUAACACAAACAUGUGAUAUAUGUAAUAAAACAUUUGAUGAUACAUUAGGAUUAAUGACACAUAAAGUGAAAGAACAUUCAUUUGAUCCAAAUCAAAAUUUGACAAUUAAUACACCAAGAAAUAUAGAAAACUUAGGUUUAUCAAGAUCACCAGUAUUAAUUAAUCAAAUUAAUAAUAAUAAUAAUAAUAAUAAUAACAACAAUAUAUUAUCAAAUAAUGAUAUUAAAAAGGAAAAUAUUCAAUCAAAUAAUAAUGAUGAUUCUGCUAAAAUAAUGGAAAUUAUUCAAAAUAAUAAUAUGCGCCUCCAAUUUAAUUUACCAUUAUCAAGUACCAUGACAUCACCAUUAUCUUCACUUGCCACAUUACAAAAUAAUCAACAAAUGAAAAAUGUUAAUCAACAAAACCCAUUAUCUAAUUUAACUGGUUCACAAACAUUUGACUGUACCACAAUGACACGUAAACAAUCAUCUCAAGCCGAUUCAACAGCUGAGGCAUUUUGUAAUUUAUGUAAUAAAAAAAUGCACAAAAUAGUUAUAGAUGAUAGUAAAUCAACAAUAGCUAAUGUUGAUGUUGGAACAGAAGAUAAUAAUAUUGGAUUAAAAUUUAGAUGUGAUAUAUGUAUGGAAAAUGUUGUAUCAAGAUGUGAAUUAAUUAAACAUAAAAGUCUUGUUCAUAGUAUAAUUAUAAAUGAUUCACGUAGUAAAGGAGGAUUAACUAAAAAUUCACCAACAGCAUAUGGUUGUAAUAGUUUAUCAUCAUGUGAUGAAGGAUAUAAUAAUAUAUCAUUUGGAAAUAAUAUAAUAUCUUCAGAUGAUAUUGAAAUGAAAAUUAAUCAAGAAGUUGAUGAUACAUUAAAAAAAAUUAAAAUGGAUGUUAAUGAUAAAGGUAAUAUAAAUCAUACAAAUGAAGAUAUAUCAUUAUUACAAAUUAAAUUAUAUCCUAAUGAUAAUAUUAUUGACAUGGAAGAAAAAAUAGAUAAAUGUAAUGAGAUUACAAAAUUAAAUACUUCUAAUCCUAAUACAAUAACUACUAUUUCUACAACAACAACAACAACAAAUACUACUACUACUACUACACCAUCAACAACAAAAACAGUAUCUAAAUCAACAAAAGAAUUAAAAAAGAAAAAUAAAAAACAAAAGAAGGGAAAUCCAUUUAAUUUACCAAAAUCAUAUAGACUUUUUACAUGUGUGUUUUGUGAUAAAGUUUUUAUUUCAAAAUUAAUAUGUAAAAUUCAUAUGAAAAAAUAUCAUGAAGAAAAUGUUAAAGAAGAAGCAUUUAAUUUAUCACCAAAUUACUCAACAACAAAUAAAGAGAAUGAAAAUAAUAUUGAUUCAUAUGAUUCUGCAGUAUCUAAAAGUGUUACACCUCUUCAUUCACUUGAUCUUGUUUUAUUUGAUGGAAUUUCUUCAAUUGAAGAACAUACUGAAGGACAUAGAAUUAAUAAUAAAGAAGAAGGAAACAAUAGUAAUACUAGUGGUUCCGCUAGCCCAAAUUCUAUUCAUCAUGAUGAGAUGUUUGGUAAAGUUGUCUUGGAUAAACCAAAUGCAUUCUUAUUACAAAAUUUUAUUGUUCAAUAUGAAAAGACACCAAAUAUAGAAGAUCGAUAUAAUGAUAUCCUUCCUGAUGAUUUAAAAUUACAGUUACCAGUUAAAUUUAUCUCAGAUAGUCCAUUUGAAUUAAACUUAAAAUUUUGUCCCAUUCCACAAACUACUAAUGAAUAA
Messenger RNA from Strongyloides ratti, 2673 nucleotides. Its product is annotated as Zinc finger, C2H2 domain and Zinc finger, C2H2-like domain-containing protein. The coding region runs from base 1 to 2673 and encodes 890 amino acids. The transcript is spliced from 5 exons. Gene Ontology annotation, cellular component: chromosome. NCBI's taxonomy places the organism in Eukaryota, Metazoa, Nematoda, Chromadorea, Rhabditida, Strongyloididae. Gene Ontology annotation, molecular function: chromatin insulator sequence binding. The record is from RefSeq and is a predicted model, not a curated record. Gene Ontology annotation, biological process: regulation of transcription by RNA polymerase II.